This is a messenger RNA of Calidris pugnax (ruff), 4367 nucleotides long. RefSeq names its product mitogen-activated protein kinase kinase kinase 3-like. Gene Ontology annotation, biological process: protein phosphorylation. The record is from RefSeq and is a predicted model, not a curated record. The transcript has 16 exons. NCBI's taxonomy places the organism in Eukaryota, Metazoa, Chordata, Aves, Charadriiformes, Scolopacidae. The coding region runs from base 82 to 1938 and encodes 618 amino acids. Gene Ontology annotation, molecular function: ATP binding; protein binding; protein kinase activity.
ACAGGGUGGAUGCUUGAGAGUGGAGGAUAAGGUACAAGUGUCUGGGACCGGUGGAAUUGGAGGCCUGAUGUAGAUGGAAAGAUGGAUGAAGAAGCAGCUCUGAACUCUAUUAUGAAGGAUUUGGCAGCGUUGGGCAAAUGUGGGGGGCUGCUGGACAACAACAGGAAUAAAAACAGUGUCCACUCCAGCAAACAGCAGCGAAAUGUCAGGAUCAAGUUUGAGUAUGAAGGAGAGAAAAGGAUUAUCCAGUUUCCAAGACCAGUCAGAUUCAAAGAAGUGGUGCAGAAGGUCACGGAUGCUUUUGGACAGACGAUGGACUUAGUCUGCGUGAACAAUGAGCUCCUGAUCCCGCUGAAAUCCCAGGAAGAUUUGGACAAAGCGGUGGAACAGUUGGAGCUGAGCCCUUCCCUGAAGAGCCUGCGGAUCCUUGUGAGCGCUCCAAAGAAAGCGAAUCUCCUCCAGCCAAACAACAGUAAACAGCACGAAAUGAGGAUCUCCAGAUCCAUGGGGGAUAUCAUGGGAUCCCUGUACAAGGACUCCGAGAGGACGCGGAAGUAUUCAACAGGGUCCCUGCACACCGGCCGGAGCUCUCCGCCCCCGGGGAGCGUUCCUGAGGAGCAGCAGCAGAUUGCUCGCCAGGGAUCCUACACCAGCAUCAACAGCGAGGGCGAGUUCAUCCCCGAGACCAUGGAUCAGAAUAUGCUUGAAGUUUUCAUCAGCCCCGACGGGUCGCUGUCUGGGAGCUGCCAGUCUCUGGACAGAUCUGUGGACAGCCCUCCCUUUACCCAAACCUCUGUUCCUGGAAGGAAGAGCCAUCCCAAAGACAGUCUUGAUUGCAUGGAUUUCGACGUUCCCUUCUGCGAGAGGUUUGGGAAAGGUGGGACCUUCCCGAGGCAGUACCACCUCUCUCAGAGCCGCAAGGACUACAGUGAUGGUCGGAGGACUUUUCCCAGGAGUUGCUUCCCGCAGGAGAAGCUGUUUCAGCUUGUCCCUUCCAGCCGAACCAAGAGCUUUAACGGGGACAGCAAGCUCAGCACCUUGCAGUAUGAUGAGUACAGGCCCAAACGGAGGAACAAUUGUGAAAAAAGUCUGCAGGUCUGCAGCACCUCCCCUACGAAAGCUCGGAACUCCCUGCAGGCACCUGUGAACUGGAGGCUGGGGAAGCUGCUCGGAAGAGGAGCUUUUGGGGAAGUUUACCUCUGCUACGACGCUGACACUGGCCGGGAGCUGGCGGUGAAGCAGGUGCCUUUUGACCCUGACAGUCAAGAGACGAGUAAAGAGGUGAAUGCCUUAGAAUGUGAGAUUCAGCUGUUGAAGACCCUCCAUCAUGACAGGAUAGUGCAGUACUACGGGUGUUUGCGGGAUAUUCAGCAGAAGAAACUGUCUAUCUUUGUUGAAUACAUGCCAGGGGGCUCAAUAAAGGACCAGCUAAAAGCUUACGGUGCUCUGACCGAGAACGUCACACGGAAGUACACCAGGCAGAUCCUGCAGGGAGUCUUCUACUUACACAGCAAUAUGAUUGUCCACAGGGACAUUAAAGGUGCCAAUAUUUUGAGAGAUUCUGCUGGAAAUGUGAAACUUGGAGAUUUUGGGGCCAGCAAACGCAUCCAGACCAUCUGCAGGUCUGGGACUAGGAUGAAAUCUGUCACGGGAACGCCAUACUGGAUGAGCCCAGAGGUUAUCAGUGGAGAAGGCUACGGAAGGAAAGCUGACGUGUGGAGCGUGGCCUGCACUGUGGUGGAGAUGUUAACGGAGAAGCCGCCGUGGGCAGAGUUCGAAGCCAUGGCAGCUAUUUUUAAAAUCGCCACCCAGCCCACCAAACCCCAGCUCCCCGACGGCGUCUCCAACUCCUGCCGCAACUUCCUCAAGCAGAUCUUCGUGGAGGAGAAGCGGAGGCCGACGGCCGAGGACCUGCUGAGACACCCCUUCGUCAACUGAGGGCUCUGAGCCCCCGGCAGCGGGAUGGGGAAACGCCAGCGGGAGGGGGGGUGGCCACCAGACCCCCGGCCUUUUGGGCUCUGGGGUUGAGACCUCCGUCCCAGGCCAUCCUGGUGGUGGCCCGUCUGGGUCCCUUCUUGCUCAGCACCCGCCGCCUCGUUGGAUUUCCAAGCUGCGCUCUGGAUCUUCAGCACUGGGAAUUCGGAGCGAGGGAUAUCCCAGACUGGGCAGGUGCUGGCCUUGGACCAAGUAACCUUCUUGCCACCAGCGAUGUCGGGGUUGUCCCCCCCCACCUCACCAUGUUACUUAUCUCUUGGGGAAAGUGCGGCGAAUGUGGUCUGUCCCCCGCCCCAGCGUGACAGCGGCGCUGGCAGCAUCCCCGGGAGCAGCGGAGGAAGGAGAUGCUCGGUGGCCAUCACCACCCUUUGGCAGGGGAACAGACACAGGCUUCAGCCCGGCCGGAGGGAGAUGAUCCUCAGACCGUAGAGUCAGGGGGGACCCGGGUGUCCCUGUUCCCGGGGGGACCAAACCCUCCUGGAGGCCGCGGGACCGGCCGGUGUCUCCAGGGGGGCGGCGUGUAAUUAUGUUCUGUGCCUUAAAGCGGUUCCAUGGAGGAGUGAUGCUCAGCUGGGCACAAAGCACGGAGUGGGGCGCAGCCACCUUGGCUUUGCCUGUGUGUGUGUGUGUAUGUGUGUGAGUUGUGGAAGAAGAGGUCUUCUCGGGGCGCGGGAGGUCUCUGCGGGGUACGCGCACGGACGGAUGCCUGGGACCUCUGCCAUGGGGUUGAAUGUUGAAACGGUGUCGAUGCCAGUGGUGGACAGAACCCUAGGAACCACCAGGGUUCAGGUGGGAGCUGGAGAAAGAGGGUCUCGGUGAGGGUGGCUCUCGGCUCAUAGCCAUCGCCCUGCUGAGCCCUGCCCAUGUGGCUGCCCUGGGGCUGGAGGGGUGUGAUGUGUUUUGGAAGCAGGAGGAGCCUGGUGGGUCUUCAUAAAACCCAAGCAGGUGCCUACAAUUAGGCAGAGAGGACCUGCACCUGCAGAUGGAGUUGGGUGUCUUCUCCUCCAUGCCUUGUGGGACCAGCCAGCAGGUGCAGGGAUGGGGGAUGCCACCUCCCUGGAAGCUUCAGGACUGUGAACCCUCAGACCAGGAGAACCGAGCUGCCUCCCUCAAGGGUGGCUGGAAACAGGUUUCUUCUCACAGCAUGGUUGAAGUUGUAGAAGAAAACGGGCCAGUUGAAAGCAGAGUUGGGCUCCAGCCUCUUUGACCAGCUGAAAAACCUGGGCAUGGAGCAAGCAGAAUCUCUGGGAGCUAAUUAAUUAACCAGAUCUUGGUUAUUUGGGGCAAAUUCCUCACACCUACCCCUUCCUUGCUGCAUUAACCAUUUCCACCCAUCUCUGUGAAGGGUUAAACAGGCAGUUACUGGGGGACCUCCAGCUUUAGGCCAGUGGGUCAAACACAGCUUUAUUUUAAUAUUACUUUUCUAAAUUUGAAGUGGCAAAGUGUUGCUUGGGCUGAAGGGGAAAUUGAGAAAUUUGAUUGUGUGACUUCACACAUCCUUGAAGAGUUCUGUGUGGAAGAGGUGAAGAUGUCCUGGUGCGGCCACAGGAGCGUUUCCUUGGCCACAGCUCCUAAAAGAGAUGCAAAAAUUCGAGUUAUUUCAAUUUAAAGGAAACCAAGGACUGGUAGCCUUAGGGCGAAUUAAAAGAAAUAGCUAAAAGGGUUCCCUGAGGCCAGUUCCUCCCCAGGCUGGGCUGUGGGGUUUGUGACCAUGGUAGUGACAGGCAGCUCUGCUCUGGGGGGUGGAAAUUGUCCUCUUCCUCUGGGGGGAAAAUAAAGAAUUUUAUUGUGUGAAUAGGACCAAAUCCAUCCAUCUGUUCAAUAAUAUGGGAUGGGUGGAAAAAAAACAAACAAGAAAACAAAUAUAAUCUGUGUUGGCUGGGAAGGAUUUUGUCAGAAAAGUAUGUUUUCACCAAAAAAAAAAAAAAAACACAACAACAAACCCCAACCCCCUGUUUAUGCUGUUUUCUACUUUUUCAUUGAAUCUGUUCGGGUUGGAUUUUCUCUGCCCUUGGGGGGUGGGUGGGUGUUUUCCUUCUUCCCGAAGCCUUGAGGGCAAAACGGGGUUCCUGGCUGCCCCAAAAUGCUCACGGGGCCCUCAAACCAACCCAGAUCCUCCUGUGGAUGGAUGUGGGGUGUGUGUGUGUCUGUACACGUGUGUGUGUGUGUCUGUACACAUGUGUCUGUGUGUGCAACUCACUCCUCAGGUGCCUUUGCCUUUUUAUUUUUUAAAACCCAUGCAGUGUUCUGAUGUACAGAAUGGAACUAGGAAAAGAGAAUGUACUAUUAUGCCAUGUAAAGUUGUUUUUUUUGUUUAUUUUGAUUUUUGGUUGGUUUGUUUGUUUAUUUUAUUAUAUUUUGGCGACAGUGGG